Messenger RNA from Sorex araneus (European shrew), 3135 nucleotides. It is a transcript of the gene SLC38A3, whose product is annotated as solute carrier family 38 member 3. The record is from RefSeq and is a predicted model, not a curated record. The transcript has 16 exons. Gene Ontology annotation, molecular function: L-glutamine transmembrane transporter activity; L-asparagine transmembrane transporter activity; L-histidine transmembrane transporter activity. The coding region runs from base 173 to 1690 and encodes 505 amino acids. Lineage: Eukaryota; Metazoa; Chordata; Mammalia; Eulipotyphla; Soricidae. Gene Ontology annotation, biological process: L-glutamine transport; asparagine transport; histidine transport.
UGGCGGGCGGGGGGCGGGCCGGGGGCGGGGCCGGGCGCCCUUCAUCCCCCGCCGCUGCGCUCGGCUGCAGGCAGAGCUGACGGCCCCGGCGGAGCGGAGCGCCCGAGUCCCCAUCCAAGGCCAGGCUUGUGUCAGCGUGUGGCCGCUGCUCCUGGGAUCGGGUCCCUGAGCCAUGGAGGCGCCUCUGCAGACCGAGAUGGUGGAGCUGGUGCCCAACGGCAAGCACUCGGAGGGGCUACUCCGGGUCAGCAGCCCCUCAGCAGGAAGCCAGAGGGUGGAGGGCCCCCGGCGCAGCUGCGUGGAAGGCGAAGGCUUCCUGCAGAAAGGCCCCAGCAAGGAGCCGCAGUUCACUGACUUUGAGGGGAAGACGUCAUUCGGGAUGUCGGUGUUCAACCUCAGCAAUGCCAUCAUGGGUAGUGGCAUCCUGGGGCUCGCCUAUGCCAUGGCCAACACGGGCAUCAUCCUCUUCCUGUUCCUGCUGACGGCUGUCGCCCUGCUCUCCAGCUACUCCAUCCACCUGCUACUCAAGUCCUCAGGGAUCGUGGGCAUCCGUGCCUACGAGCAGCUGGGCUACCGUGCCUUCGGGACCCCGGGAAAGCUGGCAGCGGCCCUCGCUAUCACACUGCAGAACAUUGGAGCCAUGUCCAGCUACCUGUACAUCAUCAAGUCUGAGCUUCCCCUGGUCAUACAGACCUUCCUGAACCUGGAGGAGCAAACCUCGGAUUGGUACAUGAACGGGAACUACCUGGUGAUCCUGGUCUCUGUCACCAUCAUCCUCCCUCUGGCUCUCAUGCGGCAACUCGGCUACCUAGGCUACUCCAGCGGCUUCUCCCUCAGCUGCAUGGUGUUCUUUCUCAUUGCAGUCAUUUACAAAAAGUUCCAAGUGCCCUGCCCGCUGCCCCUGCAUGCCACCAACAUCACUGGCAACUUCAGCCUCACGGACAGCACCGAGGAAGAGGCAGCGUCUCGGCUGCAUGGAGCUGAGGCCACCGCCUCCUGCAGCCCCCGAUACUUCAUGCUCAACACACAGACGGCGUAUACCAUCCCCAUCAUGGCCUUUGCCUUCGUCUGCCACCCAGAGGUGCUGCCCAUCUACACUGAGCUCAAGGACCCCUCCAAGGGGAAGAUGCAGCAAAUCUCGAACCUCUCCAUCGCUGUCAUGUACGUCAUGUACUUCCUGGCUGCCCUCUUUGGCUACCUCACCUUCUAUGACGGGGUGGAGUCGGAGCUCCUGCACACCUACAGCAAGGUGGACCCCUUUGACGUGCUGAUCCUGUGUGUGCGUGUGGCCGUGCUGACAGCUGUCACGCUCACCGUGCCCAUCGUUCUGUUUCCGGUGCGCCGAGCCAUCCAGCAGAUGCUCUUCCCUAACCGGGACUUCAGCUGGCUGCGGCAUGUGAUCAUCGCCACCGGCCUGCUGACUGGCAUCAACCUACUGGUCAUCUUCGCCCCCAACAUCCUGGGCAUCUUUGGGGUCAUCGGUGCCACAUCAGCCCCAUGCCUCAUCUUCAUCUUUCCUGCCAGCUUCUACUUCCGCAUUGUGCCCACUGAGAAGGAACCUGCAAAGUCCACCCCCAAGAUCCUGGCCCUGUGCUUUGCUGUGUUUGGCCUCUUGCUGAUGACCAUGAGCUUGAGUUUCAUCAUCAUUGACUGGGCCUCAGGAACUAGCCGGCAAGGAGGAAGCCACUAGGACGGCCCCUUCUGUUCUACCUACUGGUCCUCGAGCCCCUGCAUCCAGGGGCCAAGGGGGUGGGGAGACAUGGUCAGCACCACGGCGCCCGACCCGGCCCACGUCCUCUCUGUGGAAGCUUUUGUUAGGGAAUCAGGACCAAGGCCUUUGGGCCAUGACCCUGCUGGGCUCCUUGGAUGCAGGGGCUUCCCGAGCCGGGAGCAGGGUGGGCCUGCAGCCCCACUCCCAUCCUUUUGCCUCAGACACCGCCCCCCCAACUCCUGUCCUUCUGCCCAGCUGCAUGCACUGAGGUCCAGCAGUGGCCUCUGGGGGUGGGAGGCAGCUGUGUCUCCUGCUGGGGCAUGCAGAGCUGCAGCACGGUCUGCCCUGAACCCCUGCCCGUGCCCUCCCCGUCUGCUUCCCCUCUCUGUCCCCUCAGCCCCUUUCAGCCCUCAGAUACUCUUGGCCCUGCCCCCAUCUCCACCCCCCCGGGAGCCGACUGGAUACCUGGAAUGAACAGGUUCUUCUGUUCAUUCAGGAGCGAUAGUACAGCGGGUAGGGCGUUUGCCUUGCACUCGGCCCACCCGGGUUCAAUUCCCACCGUCCCAUAUGGUCCCCCGAGCACCGCCAGGAGUAAUUCCUGAGUGCAGAGCCAGGAGUAACCCCUGAGCAUCGCCGGGUGUGAUCCAAAAAGCAAAAAAAAAAAAAAAAGAGCAGGUUCUUCUGAAGGGGAGGCUGAUGUGGGCACCCCCAAGGGAAUCUGCCUUGCUCCCUCCACCAGUCCUGGGGAGGCUGGGCCUCCACCACCCUCAACCCUGGGCCACAGCUCACAUUCCACUACCAGGGAAAAAAGAGUGUCUCUGCCCUGGGGGUGCCUAAGACCCCAGGGACCAGGCUGAGGUGAGGGAGGAGAGACUGGUGACCCCCUUUUAUAAAUAUGAUACGUCAGACCAGCUGUGUUUUAUCUUCUCCAUCUCCAUGGUCCCUGGGCUCCUGACAAGCAGAGGGGGGAGGGAGGCUGUGGCUGGUGAUGGUGCCCCUCCCCCCUCUCUCCCGGGCAUGAGGUAGGAACAGAGUCCCCACCCCGCUGGCCCCUGCCUCCCAAACCAGCUAGUGGCAAUGUCAGAUCCAGCUUUGGGCCUGAGCCAGGCCUAACACAGACCUGCUUUCUCACGGGGUGAGGUGGGGAAGAAUUAAUGAGGCUCCAGGAAAUGGGACAGAGCGAGGCCUCCGGAAGGAGGCAACGUGAGGUGCAUCCCCAGCAGCUGCAGGGAGGGUCUGAGCUGGGGGCAGCCGAGCCCCCCUGAAGCCUGUGCGGGGGCCCCCCUGCCCUCCUGGGGCUGCCAUGUCAACCCGCUGUCAAUGCCUCAAGCCUGGGAACAAAAGUCCAGGGAUCCUGGGCCCUUCGGGCUGAUCUUUUUAUCGCUAGUAAAAGGCACUCUGAAUAAAGGUGGGUGCAGUCCUGA